Messenger RNA from Tigriopus californicus, 4279 nucleotides. RefSeq lists its product as uncharacterized. Gene Ontology annotation, molecular function: protein binding. Lineage: Eukaryota; Metazoa; Arthropoda; Copepoda; Harpacticoida; Harpacticidae. The record is from RefSeq and is a predicted model, not a curated record. The transcript has 2 exons. The coding region runs from base 2292 to 3872 and encodes 526 amino acids.
AAAACCUCACUGCUGGGGUUGUCUUGCUGUGUUGUUGAAGUCAGCUUCUUGACUUCUUGACUUGCUCCUUGACAAGUAGAUAACUUCAAUAAAAUGUGUCUCUUUCCAAUAGCAUUUAUUAUGAGCGCAAUCGUCCCUUGCUCAAAUGCAUUUCCCAAAAUCACAGUUUUUGAGAGCAUCCUUGACCGCCUUAUUGUGGAAAACAACCAAAUUGCAUUGAACCUAUUGCAUGAUAUUACUAUGAAAAAAGAAGAGGAUGAAUCAAUUGAAACUUUUGUGGAAACCGAAUUAAUUAGCUUUCUCCAGAAAUCAACCAGAAGCUUUCCAGGUGUGCACAACAUUACAAGAAUGAGUCUUAGCCUCGAGCAGAGGCUGAAAGAAUUCAUGGAGACUGUCGAGUGGCAAAAACCUGAUUGCGAGUGGACUUUAAAAUACUUUUCCAAGCACGUGAAUGACACUUUCAUUCGAGAUUUGUCAAUUCCAAAUUCAGAAUUUUGGCAAUCUGACACUCCAAAGAACACGCUUAUAAAAAACAACAAAUGCUUCAGACGUCGAACGAGGCUCUCAGGCUCAGAUAUUCCCGGUUCACGAAUCAGAGAAGUGAGAGCAAAAUCAGCGAAAGAUUGUCAAAGGAAAUGUUUGGGAGAGUCCGAGUGCAAAUUCUUCGUUUAUUUUUCCACCGAGCACUACCAAAUGUUCAAGCAUAAUGUUUGCCGUUUGCUCAGGAAAGAGGGCAUUCCUCAAAGGAAUCAAGUUGGACAUAUCUCAGGUCCCAAAGAUUGUUCCUAUCCAGGCAAGCAAAACAACGCUAACAAAACUAUCUUCAUGCUUGACUUGGCAAAACUGCUUGAUUUGAAGAUAAGAAACUUGAUUGACACUAGAUGUUUAGCUCAAAGGAAAUCAGUGUGGUUCCCUAUUACUGAUUUCAGGGAUGUUCAGGUAUCUUUACGAGUAGAUUGGUGCCAAACUGAUUACGACAACUUCAUUCGGCGUGUUCAAGAACGGCUUCAACUGCACUUUGGAUCACUAAAACUUCGCAAUUUUCUUUUUACGGAAGAAUUCCAAGAAGGAAAUUCAUCCGUCAAAGGAUUGGUCAAAUCUAUUCAAGAAACAACGUUUGCGGCUUUUGAGGAAGAAUGUGAUAAAAUUGACAAUGUAACAAAUGCUCGCAAAAUACAAUCCUUUGAUUUCGAUGGCGAUAGCGAAAGGGGUGCAUGGGCAGGUGUUAAUUCAAAUGAACACGACUCGAAUUUGACAUUGGUUCAAACACCACUUGUUACUUAUGAACCGCCAAUUGACAUCAUGUCCAACAAAACUAAGGCGACCCUCAAAACAGAAGCUGAGGAGCGUCCAGAUGAUCAAAUUAAGCGAGUAAAGUCAAACAAACCGUUACAAAAUAUGGAGCAGCUAGCUGAACGAGCAACCCUAAACAGACCAAAAUUAGAAGAACCAUUGUCGGAAAUUCAUUCCGUUAUCAGAACGCACCAAAUUCAUGUGGAGCAAUCAAAAGAUCUUUUCAACUCAGUUGUUGAUGAUUCAUACAAAAGAACGAAACCAGAUCCAAACCGACAAGAAUUAAUAUUUUCGCUACCAAAAAUGGAAGUGGAAAAGAAGAAAAAUAAUCGAAUAAUUAUGGAACCAGAACCAGUCGUAGACUUUGAGAAUACAGCGAAAAAGCUCCGAUUGAAAUGGGAAGAUGGCAAAACUGCGACUGAUAAAGAGAUUGAUGAACCAUCAGAAGAAUCGAUAAAAUUAUCUUUGCAAUAUGACGAUUAUAUACCAAUUAAUUCCAUUCGCAAGGGAGAUUUCUCGUCAAAACAUGUAUCUCAAAGCCAAUUUACCUUCAAUUUGGUACCUGAGGUUGCAAUUGAUAUCCUUCCACAUCAGAGCAGCAACGAAGAUACCGUAAAUGAUGGGCAAACAGCCAUUAUAUUUCCAGGACCAAAACCUCUUGUUGAUUUCGAAGCACAUGAGGAAACAAAGGAAAUAAAGAAGAUAAUGGACAAUACAACAUUUUCAACAAAAUCCAUAAUCAACAUCAACUCUAUCCCUCUUUGGUUGGAAAUAUUUAGAAAACAUCUUGUCACAGACCAAUCUCUGCCAUCUGAUUUGCAUGAAAAAACUUCCGAGUCUGAAUCACUGAUCAACACAAAAUCCUUGGCUUAUAAACCAUUAAUCAAUAGAAGUUUUCUUUUGAAGUUAGUAAACCAGGACUCGUGCUCGGGAUCUUUUUGGCAGAAACUUUACUUUGAUUUUUGCGUUAAAAAGUAAAAGUUGAGUAAUCGUAAAGCAUGCACUUUAAUUUGGAAAAUAAACCGACUGGUGGAAACCCCUCAGAUUACUUUGUUAUCAAACCUUCAGACUUCCUGUCUUCAAUGUCUUUCAGCUUCUGUAAUAUGCAUAAGAGAAUGGAGUGUUCAACUAAAGUCAAAAGACGAUUCGUUGACUUUUUGCCUUCAUCAGCAGAAAUUAAAGAAUAUCCUACAUCGAGCUCGAUAGCCAAGAUGGCACCAAGUUCUACCACCGUUCCCACCUUUAAUUCGACAGAAGUGGAAGAAGAUCUUUCUAUUGGAAGUAAUAACCAGAAUAAAGCGAACAUAUGUAACGCGCCCCAGUCCUAUCCUUGUGAACAAGCAGAAAAUAACGAGCUCACCAAUGGGGACCUGAGGGGAAGGAAUGAGAGGUUUGCAUUCCAUUCAAACAGAAAGAUCAAUGCUGAAAACCGGAACGUUACUUUCGCUACUAAAAGCCAGGUUCGCACAACGACGCAACACGGACAAUAUAUUGAUUUUGAGCAAAACGUGGAAACACUAUCCUCCACUUCCUCCUCCUCCUCGUCUUCCUCACCCAAAGAGGGAAGUGAUGAAGAGGAUGAUGCCAUCAGAGCCCAUGCCCGAGUUAUUUUAGAGAGUAUCUCUGAAGGAUUUGAAUUUCGUAAGAGAACUUUAAUCCUAAAAACCCCUCAAUUAGUGGGUAGGAGGGAUAUAAAAAACAUCAAUAUAGGCGAUAAGACACCCUGCCCAGACAAUGCCUUAUUUAAUUGUAGAGUUCUCUCAAAACAACAUGCAAUGUUCAUCUAUAAAGAAGGUUCCACCCAAUUCAUCCUAAGAGACCUGCAUAGCUCAAAUGGAACAUUUGUGAAUGGGAAGCAAAUUGAGCCUGGGGAGGGCUGCGAGAUUUUUAGCAACGACAUCAUUCAGUUUGGGCAGAACGUAAGAGAAAGAGGAGGGGAAGACGACGAGUGCAGUUCUAGCAACAACACCAACAUUCAUUUUUGUAUCGUUGCAAGGGCUCACUUGUUCUUUCCUUUGAGGAGAAUCAUUCAGAAGAAGCGCGAUUGUAGCACUGGAGAAAUGCUCAGCCUGGUCCAUGCCCGUUUGAAUGACGAAUCCUGCCUCCCUUUCAAGUUUUUUGGUCGGGAAACACAGCCUCUGCCAUGUUGUUCAUAUCAUAAUCACCAGUCUCGGAAAAAAACACGUCCCGGUUUAUCCAGCCAAAAAGUACGAAUGAUGAAUAACAAGAGAAAUGAAAGCCAACAAGCGAAAAAAAUGUUGACUGGAUUAGCAGACAAAGCCAUGACCCAAAAUGACAUACCAACCGAUGGAACUGACUUUGCUCAAGAAAUUUGCGAUGACUGUGCACGUGAUGAGAUGCAUGAAGGUAAUGAAGAUAGUCAUGAAAACAAGAUGACGCUCAUUAACAACGAGAAGAAUACUGUUUUGCGAAUACAACAGGUAGUCAAUGCUCUUACUCGAGCACAGGCUCGUUCCUUUCAUUGCAUUGAUUUACUAUCGUUUGGAAUCGUUCUCGUCGUAUCUGCCUUUAUCAUACAAUUUCAAGUCGAAACUAACACAUUUUUGAGUACAUGGUAAUGGUUAAGGUGAAAAAAAAUUAUAUUAGAGGAAUGGCAGCACUAGCACACACAUCCCCUUCCCACACCUCAACACCAUUCUUCAAUAACUGCUAAACAAUACUUAUCAUUGGCAUCAAGCCGAAGCAAGAAGCGAAAUGAGAGUCAUUGAAAAAGUUGCUUCACGAAUAGAUAGAUGGCUUUUGGAGCUCAUCCCCUUCAAUUGACUAUUUUUACGUAUCUUUAACAAGCUUGUGUGAUAUAUGCAUUGCUUUCCCUGUUUUACCACAAUUUAAUUUGUAUCCUUCUUGUGUUACUCUAUUUUCAAACUGUUGAACAUGUAUUUCAAUAAAACAAUCCACUUUAUUAGAAAAAUUUGUAAUAAAAGUGAUAAUACAAAAUGAAAAAUUAUGUUGAUUCAGACUGCUU